UCAGUGUAAACCACGUGUUUAGUAAAAUUAUUCUUAGGAGUUUUAAACGUCAUUUGUAAAAAAUAGAAAGUUUGUAAACUUUAAUUGAUUUCCGUUAGAUAGGAAUGAGCAAUUUGAUUGGUCCACAUGACAAUGCAGAAAGAAUUAUUGAUAAAACUUCUAUUGAAUCAUAUGUCUCAGGAUCAGCUUUGUAUCAAGUGGAAGAUAUUUUAAGUAAUGAAAGCAGAGAUACAGUUUUUGAUAUUUUCAAUCAGUCAUUAUCUGAUACAAUAUGUUGCCACAAUUUCGACCAAUUUUCUAAUCAAUCACUUACUAAUGAAGUGAAUUUUACAGAAAAUUCUCAGCCAUAUCAUAUUAACAGUGAUAAAUAUAAUGACUUCAAAUCAGAAAUGAGGAAAUUUCAGUUGAAUAAAGUGUGGCCUGAUCAGCUAGAUAUUUUAGCAGGCCCACUUUUGGAGGAUGAUGAUGAUUGUUAUAGUGAAAAUAAUUCAUCAACUUGUGGAUCAGAAACAAAUAAGGUAACAGAUACCAAAACAAAUGGUGAAACAGCUUUAAUUUUGAAUAGUGCUAUGACAGCUGGGAUUGUACAGUUUGGGAUUGACAGAAAAAUGUUUCAUAUUGAUAGUAUUGAUUAUAAAAAUGAUAAAAUACAUAUAUAUAACAAAAGUUCUGAGUUGGGUAGGAUAAUCAAACUAUCAAGAGUUGAAGAUGAUGAUGAAGAAAUUGAUAUUGUAACUGUAGAUGACGAUAAUAAUAUUAAAGACAAUUCUCAAUCUUGUAUGAUAUUGAAAAGCAAUAAUAAUGAACAAAAACUAAUCAGUCAGGAAAGUAGAACUUUGCCAAUAAAUACAUUUAACAACAAUAAAGAUGAUUUAGAAAAUAAUAGGAUUGAUGAAAAUGAACAGUCUUUAUAUGAUUCUGAAAAAAGUAAUGAAACAGUUCUUGUAGCACCAGAUUUAAAUAGUCUCUUAGAACAGUUUGAAGCUACACAAGAAACAAAUGAACAUAAAGAUGAAGAAAAUGAAAAUAAAGAGUUUUCUAGAUCAAAAAUGUCAGCAGAUUGUGAGUUUACUCCAAAAGGUACACUUGCUUCAUCUGUUAUUGAAAGAAUUAAAUCAUCUAUGACUCCAGCACGUGGUACAAUUAUGAUUUCUCAUGAGACAGUUUUAAAUUCAACUUCACCUCAUAAAUUAGUUUCAGAUUGUUGUACAAAAUUUCAGAAUUUGCUUCCUUUGAAAAGAAAUAUGCCUUCUUCCAGUUCUCCUAAUAAAGAUUCUGUUAAAAAUGCAAAGAAAAUAAUAUUUUCUAGUGCUGACCAUGAUUAUUGUUCCACUGAAACUUAUUAUAAUAAGAUACCAGAUUAUUUAACAGAAUUAAAGCCACAGUUUGGAAUUAGUUCUAAAAUUGAAAUGGAAGAAAAAGAAAUGGAUAUUAACAUAGAUGAUCAUGAAAUGGUAGAAAACAAAAACAUUUCUGAAGAAUGUGUUGAUAAUGAAAUAAUACAGAGCCAAAUAAACAAAACAACAAAUGUGCCUUUAUCUUCAGUAGAUUAUUCUGUAUCAAAGUUAGUAGAGAAUAGCAUUGAUUCAAAUUGCAAUGAAAUAGAGACUAAGUUUCCAUCUGUAAGUAGUAGCAAAGAAAAUUUACAGAUCAUAUCUAAGAUAGAAAAAACAAAGCAUUUCCUUGAAAAUUUACCAGAUGAAUUGGAAAAACAAAAUUUUGAAGUUUCAAGUUCAAAAUUCUCUGACUUUCAAUUAAGAAAAUAUCAUUCUAGUAGUGAGAACAAUUCUCCAAACAGAAGUCCAUUAAAUUAUGCUCUUCCUAGAAGAUCAAGAUCAAGAUCUCCUUCUAAGCAUCUUAAAAAGUUUAGAAAUAGAGAAAGGACUGUAGACAUUCAAUCUUUUCCAUAUCAUGAAAAAUCUAAAGAAAAAAUAAAACAAUUAGAGGAGCGUAGAGUUGUUUAUGUAGGAAAUAUUCCAAAGGAAACAACACGCACACAAUUACUAGAACGUUUUGGUAAAUUUGGACCUAUACAAGAAAUUACAUUGCAUUUUAAGGAGCAUGGGGAAAAUUAUGGAUUUAUUACUUUUCAUAACAGGACUGAUGCAUAUAAAGCUAUAGAUUGUGGUAAUGAUAAUUACAGUCUUCCAAAAUUACAUCUUAGUUUUGGUGGACGAAGACAGUUUUGUAAAUCAAGAUAUUCAGACUUAGAUUCUCAGUUCACUAUUGGAGAAGAACAAUUUUCAAAUCAAGAUCACAGUAACAUGGAUUUUGAUUCUUUGCUUAAAGUAGUUAAAGCUCAACAAAAUUCCAAAUUUUCAACAACAAACAGGUAACUAGAUGAAAACUUUAAUAAAAAUAAUUAUGUAUAUUAAUAAAAAGAAUGAGUACUAUAUGGAUAAUUAUUUUUUCAUUUAAACAAUGAAAUUACACAUAAAAUAUUGUGUUUACAUUUUGUACAAUCCCAAAUGUAAAGAACACAUUUCCAGAAUUUUGUAUCAACAUAUAUAUAUGAAUAUGUUUAAUAUUUCCUAAAAAUCAUUGUGAUAUAAUUUAUUUAAUUAUUGUAUAAAUUGUUUCAUUUGCAUUUAGUGAUGCCAA
Molecule: messenger RNA, 2601 nt
Organism: Centruroides sculpturatus (bark scorpion)
Lineage: Eukaryota; Metazoa; Arthropoda; Arachnida; Scorpiones; Buthidae
Exons: 13
Coding region: 105-2336 (743 amino acids)
Biological process (GO): positive regulation of transcription by RNA polymerase II
Cellular component (GO): nucleus
Molecular function (GO): transcription factor binding; RNA binding
Source: RefSeq, a predicted model, not a curated record